GGGGAAGCGCAGGGCUGCGGGACCGCCGCACACAGACACACGGAGCCGCGCCGGGAGCACAGCGGCGGCAGCAGCGCAGGUGGGUGAGCGGGAGGGCGGCAGCGGCGCGGGGCGAGCGGCGGAAACCGGCGGUCUCCGGGCGCUGCUCGCAGCCCCGAGGUGCCCGGGGAUCGCCGGGCAGGUGCGGCUCUAGAGGGCGGGAGAGGCGCAGCUGCUGUGUGCCCCACUCCUCAUCCUUCUGCUCCUCUCUCUCCUUUCUUCCCUUCAUUUUUCUUUUUUUUCUCCUCUUGUUUCUCUUCUUCUCCACUUUUUACUUUUUUUUUUUCCUCUUUCCAUUUUCUUUUUCCUUUUUUAUUAUUUUUUUUCUGUUAUUUCAUUAACUUCUUCCUUUCUUUCUCUUCCUUCCUUUCUUUCUUUUCUCACUUCUUUUUGGACGUUCUGCUCAUCUCCCUGUUAUUUUUUUCUUUUAUUUCUGCCUUUUUUCUUCUUCUUCUUUUUUUUCUCUUUCUGCCUUUCUUUCUACCCCUCCACUCCCCUCCCCCCCGGCUUUUCCCAUGGCACUGCAUGCAGGGCUGGCCCCACCAUGGGAUGCAGAGCAGCCCAAAGCAGACUGCUGGCCUCGGGGUGCUGGGUUGGUGUCAAAUUUGUUGUCGGGGGCAAGGAACAUCUCAUGCUCCUGAGGAAAUGCAGUCCUAGGAUGUGGCUUUUCGUUUUCCUAGAACUGGGAAAACCCUGAAGAAACGUUAUUUAUUUAUAUUUUGUUUGUUUGUUUGUUUGUUUUUGGAACAGCAAAUCUGUAAGGUUCUAAAUAGUUUUCUGUGACCCAGGUUGAGUGGGAGAGCUCAGAAGUCCGACAGGAGUCUCAGUUGAGCUCUGGCAUUUUGUCCCCCUUUCAGGGCUCCUCAGAAAUGUAGACUUCUUUGUGGGAAAGAGGAGGAGUGGCAGCAGCAAGGAAUUGCCAUUUUGGAACCUGCAGCUUUAAAUUUCUUUUUUAAUGGAAUAUGAUGUAGGUGACCUUAAAGCUGGCAGAUGACAGCCCUCGGGAGUCAGAAUAAGAGGAGUCUAACAUUUCAGUCUUUUGACUUCAACUUGAAAAUUGUUGAGAAAAAUAAUACAAUAUCAGGAGCUCAGGUAGGAGCUCAGUUACAGUGCUACAUUGCUUUUAAAAGUAGAAAUAUGCAAUAGAAAAUAACACUCUUUUGAUCCCCUCUGUGAUUCACAGCUCUGUCAUCAGUAAGCUAUAUUAAUCUCUUCCAUAUGAAUCUGAGUUGUCUGGGGCAAUACUUCUUUCCUGAAGCUGUAAGAGCCAAAACUUCCUUAAAAAAUGUGAAUACCUUUGCCAAGUCUUUACUCUUUUUCUAAUCUUCAGUGAAAUGCACUGGGGAACGUACAUGCUGAAGAGCUGCAGUCGGCUGUGCUGAAAAUACAACAAUUUGCUGAGCAGAAUCCUGCUCUCUGUGUCUUUUACUGCCAUGGAAAAGCUGCUACUAGUUGUAUGAAGAGAUUUAUUUUUGUUUUUCUGACAAUUUUCUCCUGGCUUUCCUUUGAAGUCCAACACAACCUACUAAGUUCUCCAGUUAUGUUUGUUCAGAAGUUCCUGGGAGAGCACUGUAAAACACAGUUUGUAGUGUUUUUAUCUUUCUGUAUAUUUUCCAAUGGAGUCUACUUUCUAGGUAGUAUCUGGUCUUUGAUAACAAAGAAUUGCAUUUUUUUUAUCUUCAUUCUUGUGUGGAGUUGUCUUUUAGGUCAGAUUAAACUCAUCUCACCUGAUGUGAACAGUGGGGGGGAAAAAAACAAUAUAGUACCUUUAUAGUUGCAGACUAAAACCAGGAAAUUCUAUUUUAUUGGCUUGCACAAUGGAGCUAAACCUGUGCACCAGAGCAUGAUGCUGAUCCGUGUUAGUGCUGUAACUAUCAGAGAUCUCUUAUUUUCAAGGGACGCAGUUGCUGCUGGUGCUGCUAAUGAACUGUAACUGUAGGCAUGCCUACAUUUCCUUAGCCCUGUUCUGAAGGCAAUCUCCAGAUCUCCUCUAAAUAAUAUCGUAAGUGUUGUUUUUGAAGAAGGAUGAAAGUACUCAAAAGUUUGAUAACUUCUUCCCUCCCCUUUUAGAUUCAGGUUAGGUUUAACAGGUGGUAAUGCCUUCCCAGUAACAGCAUCUGCCUGUUUGCUCCAUCCUGAAACACAGCAUUUUCACAAGGGAGCCAUUAGCAAGCACUGUAGGUGGGCACAGGGACUGCAGACCUGCUCAGCUGCAAGGAAGAUUAUAGCUCCUCCUUUAAAGUGAAAAAUGAAAGUAUAUAUAUAUGCAAUUCACUUCAGGGCAGCCAGCAUGGAGCGCAACACAAUUCCACCAUGUAUUAAACUGGGCAGUAUAACUUCAAAGAUUUUGUGGUAUUUUUUUGUUGAGAUUUGUGAGUGUACUUCUGUGUCAGCUACCCUGAGGUAAAACAUAUAUUCUUCUCCAGUGUUAAUAGUCUUAGACUCACUAAAAGUCUUUGUGUGGGAAAGCGGCUUUCCUUUGUUUAGUUGUGCUCAGUGAACGCAUAUGGGAAUCAGGCUUAGAACUCAGUUCUGGAGAAGAUGUACACGACGAGAAGCUAACAGCAACUUUACCAAAAAUCACAUUUUUUCUACACCAUUUCACACACUGAGUGCCUAUUUGUGUGGGUUUUACUGAUUUCUGUUUAUUUUAAGAGGACGUUUCUAGAGUGCCAGAUGCCUUACAUCUGAACAUAAAAUCUGAAAGUAACUAUGUUUUUGAAUUUAUUUGCACUAAUUUUUAUUUUUUUAUUUUUUUUCUGAGGAGCAGCUCUCUGCUUCUCUUUACUCUCAGUAUUCAGUGUCUGGGUAGUGGUAGGUGUAGCAAUGUCUGUAAAGCUGCCUUCUAAGCUAACAAAGCACCAGAAAUUGACUUUUUUUUCUAAAGAAAAGAAAUGUCCUUUUUUUUUUUUCCUUUGUUUUCUUUUUUUUUUCUUCUUUUUAUUGUCUUACAAAUAUCUCUGGAAAAAAAAAAAAAGCCCUGGUUUUGCAGAGUGUUGUUAAUGAGCAGACUCUGCACCCACAUGCAGCCCCACUGCUGCCUGGGCACGACUUCUAGAAUUCAGGUCUUAUCCCCAUACAGUCUGACAGCGGCCCAAAUACUCUGCUUCUGACCAGUGCUUUUUUUUUUUUUUUUCCAUAAGACUGAAAACUAAUGGAAUAAACAUGUGGGUGUUCAUUCAGUUAUGGGCAUACCUACAUUUAAGGUCACAUUGCUUGAUACCGUGGAAAUGCUGAGUAAAUGUGUCUCCACUGUGGGUAGCACAUUUCUUCUGAUAACGCCACAUCUAUACAGUCUGUAGUUGUGCUUAUGCAUGUUGGUGUUCAUGCAAGCUGCUUUAUGGUUUUAAAAAUCACAUGCUCCUCAGAACAAGCGCUCUGCAUAGCUGAUUCUGAAUGGAAGCGGGUUAAUUGUGAAAAACUGCUUGCAGGGCACGCAUGCUUUAAUGCAUGGUAGGUAUGCCCUGUUAAAACUCAAGGACUUUUCAGUAAGUCCAUGCCCAGUGGAGAACCUUCUGCUGAAGUGUCACAGCGUAGUUGCCUAGUUUCUGUUGGACUGACCUGAGAGAUCUUUUCCAACCAUCAUCACUGUAUGAUUCUAUAUCUCGGGUGGAACUUGAGUGGGAGAAGUGAAGAGCCAAGGGCUGGAUGACACUGCUUCCGGACUGUUCUGACGGGCAACUCAUUUCUCUUUGUAUCUCCUUCCCCUCCCACUGAAGCCAAAAAAAGGAAAAAAAUAGUCAGAUCUGCCCCUGACUCCCCACCCAUCAAAAGCAUUACUUGUUUUGUGGCCCAUCCCAACCGCCACUUCAGAAAUGGGUGUACUCAGCACUGCAUUUUCCACUCAGCUUACUUCAAUAGGUUUCCACAAAAAUAAGAACUCCAGGCUGUGGUGACUGCACUUAGGAUUGUAGUGUAGCUGCCAGAAAGAUUUCAAACACCUGAAGUAAAGCUUGGAUGGAAAGCUAACCUCUCCGUGGGCAUGAACUAGAGGCACAUGUCAUGUUUGUGCUUCUGGGAUCUCUAGAGAGCUGUAUGCCAGAAGCAACCCAACGUAUGUCACUGAAGCAACUACAGGUGGGGAAGCACCCACAUCAGCUUCCUGUAGCUGUCUUAAGAGGAAGGAGAACAGAAGAAGUGGAGAGUGGCAGUGAGGUACAUCCUAGUUCAGCGGCCUGGGAAAGCAGUAACAGGCACUAAGGCCUUACAGAUGUAUGCACGUGACCAGCAAGGUCUUGCGUACCCUAUGUGUAGCUGAUUUUAUUUUGGUCUCCUGCCAUCCUCUGUGGUGCUACACAGACCGUAGCUCCUUCCUGUCACACUUCAAGCACCUCAGAGUAAGAUCUUACCCUCUCCUUAGACCCUUCCUGAGCUUCUGGUGCUGGUAUUGGCCCAUGGUGUGCUUUGGAGACUUCUGUUUCAUUGCUGAAUUGAUGUUUAGCAUCUUGUUUCAACAGUUUCUCUACUGCUAUGAGUAAAGGCUGAAGUGCCAAAGUAACAAGCCAUUUCAUUCUUUGUCCCUGUGCCACCAGACCCUGUCAUCAGGAGAAGGGUCUGUGUGCUAUUUCAUUGCAAGUCCUACUUGCUUUUUCUGAAAUACAAAAAUAAUAAUAAUUAUAAGCAUAAAAAUAUACAUUAAUAUCUUAAAAAAAACAAAAACAAAACAUAGCAUAUGGUUUCACUUUGUUUUCUAAGCUACAUGUUGCCUUAUUAAAUUGGUUGUGGAGAGGGAGGCCCUGUGAUGCAGGAGAACUGGCAAUCCGUGAGCUGUGUCCUUGGCUGGCAGCAGGGCUUAACAAUGCAGUGCUUAACAAAGCCAUACACCCUCUUACAUUCCCUUGGCGGGAUGCAGCAUAGUGCCCUUCUGCAGACCUUCAUUUUGCGUGUUUUCUGGACUAGUAACUGUGUGUAACUGCUGUUAGAAAAAUGAGAAAGAUAGGAGCCAGAGGAUGGUAAUUUGGGCAAAAUGAAUACUCCCCCAGAGCAAUACCACCCUGAUGUGAAACUGAUUAGAGGCAACUCUUGCUUUUUUAGUUCAGGGAAAGACAAGCAUCCUACUCUCAGCCUUAUUACCAGUCCAAACUAGAAGCCUGAAUUUGCAGGUGUUGUGAUCAGCUAGACCUGAAACCCUGCUGUUAAGGGAGGCUUUUCCAAACUUCCUGGUCCAGGUCUUGUGUACUGUGUUGAUUUUGCUCCUCCUUAACUCCCUCCCCCCUUUUUAAGGAUGCAGUUUCACAAGAAACUUGUUACUUCAUCAGGUGCUCAGCUGAGGUGUGGUUCUUCUUCAUUCCUCCCUGUAUUGAUGUCUUCCUGGGGUGGGGGCAGGCCGGGGCCAUCAAGACCCUUGGGCCCUGCCAUUGGGCAGCUGAGACCUGCCCAAGGCUAGUCUGGUCAGACCUGCUCUUACAUCAAGUGUUUCUAAGAUCAAGGAUGUUGGAGAGAGUGCACCUCAUGUAAAAGUCUUGAAAGUCUUCUGUGACUGUCUCCCCACUGAGGAGAAGGAUCAUCAAUAGCAUUCAGUAGCAUCUAGGAAGUUAGUGGAUUUUUUCCUUCCAUCUCGUUGACAAAUGCUCCAAGUUCCCAAAAACCAUGAACUGUUUUUUCUGAAGUUGCUGAGGCUGAUACAAGCAGAGUGGAGCGCUAUUUUUUUUUGGUCCUGCAAAGCUACCUGGUAUUUGAAAUGCUGAAAAGGAAACUACGUUUUUUCCACAACUCAUGCUUCAGACUUUUCUUGGGUCUAACUCUGAUUUUAGUAAUCAUUUCAGUUUUGAAAGUUAACCAGAAAGCAGACUUCUUAAAUCGAAGACAUCUAGAUCUGACUAAGGAAGACCCUAUUGGCGAUGUUAACUGCACCAAGAUACUGGAGGGCGAUAUAGAGGAAAUUCAAAAGGUAAAGCUUGAGACAUUAUCAGUGUCAUUUAAGAAACGUCCCAAACUAACAACCAGUGACUAUAUUAACAUGACAACAGAUUGCUCCUCUUUCACCAAGAUGAGGAAAUAUAUUAUGGAACCUCUCAGCAGUGAGGAAGCAGAAUUUCCAAUUGCUUACUCAAUAGUGGUUUAUCACAAAAUCGAGAUGCUUGACAGACUUCUGAGAUCAAUCUAUGCUCCUCAGAAUUUUUACUGCAUCCAUGUUGAUAAAAAAUCUCCAGAAUCUUUUUUUACAGCUGUGAAAGGAAUAGUCUCCUGUUUUGAUAAUGUCUUUAUAUCCAGCCAGCUAGAGAGUGUUGUAUAUGCUUCAUGGAGCAGGGUGCAGGCAGAUAUUAAUUGCAUGAAAGAUCUCUAUAGAAGAAGUUCAAACUGGAAAUAUCUAAUAAACCUCUGUGGCAUGGACUUUCCUAUCAAGACCAACCGGGAAAUAGUAGAGAAAUUAAAAGCCCUUAAAGGUGAAAACAGCUUGGAAACCGAAAAAAUGCCUGUUUAUAAAGAAGUAAGGUGGAAAAAACACUAUGAGAUUGUUGAUGGUAAAGUGAAAAACACAGGUAUAGACAAACAACUACCGCCUCUCAGUACUCCAAUUUUUUCUGGUAGUGCCUAUUUUGUAGUUAGCAGAAGAUUUGUAGAAUACGUAUUAGAAAAUAGCAAAAUCCUCAAAUUUAUUGAGUGGGCAAAAGACACUUACAGCCCUGAUGAGUACCUAUGGGCAACAAUUCAGAGAAUCCCCGAUGUCCCAGGUGCUGUUUCUUCUAGUGACAAGUAUGAUGUUUCUGAUAUGAAUGCGCUGGCCAGGUUUGUCAAGUGGCAGUACUUCGAAGGAGACGUGUCUAAAGGUGCGCCCUACCCACCAUGCAGUGGAAUUCAUGUUCGCUCUGUCUGUGUGUUCGGGGUAGGAGAUCUGAACUGGAUGCUGCGAAACCACCACUUCUUUGCUAAUAAGUUUGAUACUGAUGUUGAUCCUUUUGCCGUGAAGUGUUUGGAAGAAUAUUUGCGACACAAAGCUUUGUAUCUGCAAAAGAACUGAAAUGCUGCAUGCUCCAGUUAUGAAACACAGGUCCAAAUUAAUGUUAAUACAGCUGUAAAUUUUUACAGGCAACGCUAGUGGUGGUGAUGAUGGUAAUCUCUACACUGGUGUGGUGAUGAUGUGGCCCUUCUUUGUGCAUUGACAAGGAGGGAAGACAUGCCUCAAAUGAAUAUGAGGAUGCCUUAUGUCGCACACUGGGGCUUGGAACUUGGGUACAAAAUCACAGACAGUAGUGUUUGGAAGCUCAACUAAUUUGAAUAUUUAUUAUCUCAAUAAUUAUUAUCUCUUAUAAUUAUUGGGCUUCCUGGGGUUAAACUGUUUGUUGAAUGCCUGGAAAAUGAAUGUUGUUCAUGAUUAUUUCUGAGUUGUUGGUGUUUUGCUUUUUUGUUGUUCUUUUUUUGUUUGUUUGUUUGUUUUUCUCAAGAAUAUAAUGCUAGCUGAAAAGGAGAAGUGAAGAGAAAUAGGGGAAAGCAGCAGCUGGUCUGCAUGAAGUUCAUGCUGAGUGCUGGAAGAUCUCAGGAACUUAACAAUGAAUUGAUUUGAAAACCAAACAAAAGGGGAUAUACCAAAGCCAAAGGUCAUCAUUUAACUUAAAUAUGACUGCUGCAGUUCUGCAAUAUGUAAUUUUUAGUUCUUCUGGAAAUCUUCAACAAGGAAUAUUAAGGACUUGUAUUUCUAUUUUUGUAACAAAAUCUUUCUUUUGUACUCUUAAGCGCUCCCUGGUAAUGUGAUAAGAAGUUUAUAUAUUAGUUCCUAGGUGUAUCUUCUCAGGGAAACUUCAGUUUUGUGCCUGAUAAGAGUUGUAAUUUUACACUUACUGUAUCACAAGCCUUGCUUCUGGAACCAGAAUGACUCAAAAAGUCGUUCUUAGAAACUUAAAAGAAUUGCAGCAAUGUCUAAAUGUUACUGAUUCAACUGCUGAUUUCCACAUUCUGUUAAGUUCAACUUGCAUUACAGACAAUUUUAACACUAGGUAUGAAAAAAUAAAGUUAUUUUUCUGAA
This is a messenger RNA of Gallus gallus (chicken), 8002 nucleotides long. RefSeq names its product glucosaminyl (N-acetyl) transferase 1 (gene GCNT1). NCBI's taxonomy places the organism in Eukaryota, Metazoa, Chordata, Aves, Galliformes, Phasianidae. Gene Ontology annotation, cellular component: membrane. The coding region runs from base 5720 to 7000 and encodes 426 amino acids. The transcript is spliced from 3 exons. Gene Ontology annotation, molecular function: beta-1,3-galactosyl-O-glycosyl-glycoprotein beta-1,6-N-acetylglucosaminyltransferase activity. The record is from RefSeq and is a predicted model, not a curated record.